Molecule: messenger RNA, 2078 nt
Organism: Oncorhynchus masou masou (cherry salmon)
Lineage: Eukaryota; Metazoa; Chordata; Actinopteri; Salmoniformes; Salmonidae
Product: FAD-linked sulfhydryl oxidase ALR-like
Exons: 3
Coding region: 193-804 (203 amino acids)
Biological process (GO): liver development
Cellular component (GO): mitochondrion
Molecular function (GO): flavin-dependent sulfhydryl oxidase activity; flavin adenine dinucleotide binding
Source: RefSeq, a predicted model, not a curated record
AAUAGUUCCUGGUCAAAUAUCAAGGAGUUUACAGAACACUGAUCGAGUGGACUUACUGCCCUAUAUGUUUAGAAUAAAUUCAGACAUGUGUAGUUGGUGAACAUGGAGGCCGGGUGUCAUAUAUAGAACACAUGGAGGAGGAGCUAUAAAGCGUUAUAACGGAAGCGUCCUUCAGCCGCGGGUUCUGGUCCGAUGACAGAUCCUUCCCACGGUAACACAGCGGACAUGGCCGCGUCCACCGGAGGAUCAUCCACCGCGGGCAUCCAGGGGUUCCCCAUCAUAACCGGCAGCCCCCCGGAGGACAGCACCGGUAAGGACCCGGAGCAUACCGGAGAACCGAAGAAAAAGCCGUGCAGGGCUUGUACCGACUUCAAGUCGUGGAUGAAGGUCCAGAAAACGCCACAGACCCCAACAGCAGCGUCACAGGCGGCCCCAGCUGAGCAUGUGGAGCCCCAGCGGCAGCCGGAGUGUCCGCUGGACAGGGAAGAGUUAGGGCGUAACACCUGGUCCUUCCUGCACACCAUGGCAGCUUACUACCCAGACCGGCCCUCCCCCAGACAGCAGACAGACAUGGGACAGUUCAUCAACCUCUUCUCUAAGGUCUUCCCCUGCGAGGAGUGUGCUGAGGACCUGCGGACAAGGCUGAAGACCAAUCAGCCAGACGCCAGUAGUCGCCAUGCCCUCUCCCAGUGGCUGUGUGGCAUCCAUAACGGCAUCAACGCUCGGCUGGGGAAGCAGCCGUUUGACUGUUCCCGCGUGGAUGAGAGGUGGAGGGACGGUUGGAAAGAUGGCAGCUGUGACUGACUCAUUACCUGGGAACUAAGAGCUACAGGACACGUCUAUUCACAUCCCGUUGCCUGUAUGGUACCAUUCAGGGAACUAUCUGGCAUCUGACACAGAGACUAUGUUCUAUUUUCUGAUUGGCUACGGAUCUCUCUGCUCUGCCCAGAUCUACAUGAUGUUCACUAUCUAUCUGUUGUCCAGUGUUUACAGAAAGUAUUCAUACCCCUGGACUUAUUACACAUGUUGUUGUGUUACAGCCUGAAUUCAACAUUGAUUAAAUACCCCAUAAUGACAUCACAAUACCCCAUAAUGACAUCACAAUAACCCAUAAUGACAUCACACUACCCCAUAAUGACAUCACACUACCCCAUAAUGACAUCACACUACCCCAUAAUGACAUCACACUACCCCAUAAUGACAUCACACUACCCCAUAAUGACAUUACAAUAACCCAUAAUGACAUUACAAUAACCCAUAAUGACAUUACACUACCCCAUAAUGACAUCACACUACCCCAUAAUGACAUCACACUACCCCAUAAUGACAUCACACUACCCCAUAAUGACAUCACACUACCCCAUAAUGACAUCACACUACCCCAUAAUGACAUCACAAUACCCCAUAAUGACAUCACAAUACCCCAUAAUGACAUCACAAUACCCCAUAAUGACAUUACAAUAACCCAUAAUGACAAAAGUGAAAACAGGUUUUUAGAAAUGUUAUCAAAUGUAUUGAUAAUGAAAUACAGAAAUAUCUCAUUUUACAAGUAUUCACACCCCUGAGUCAUGUUUGAAUCAUCUUUGGUAUCGAUUUACAGCUGUGAGUCUUUCUGGCUAAGCUUUGUGGGUAAUUCUCUAAGAACUUUUCGCACUUGGAUUGUACAAUAUUUGUACAUUAUAUUUUUUGCAUGUGUUGGAAUACUCCCAGUAUGUUGGGAAGCAGACAACCAGGUUUUCCUCUAGGAUUUUGUCUGUGCUUCGCUCUAUUCAGUUUAUUUUUAUCCUAAAAAACUCCCCUAGUCUUUGCCGAUGACAAGCAUACCCAUAACAUGAUGCAGCCACCUCAUCAUUGAAAAUAUGAAGAGUGUUACUCAGUGAUGUUGUUUGGAUUUGCCCCAAAAGUUGAAGUUUAACUUUAGUGCCUUAUUGCAAACAGGAUGCAUGUUUGGACUAUUUCUAUUCUGUACAGGCUUCCUUCUUUUCACUCUGUCUAUUGGGUAUUGAGGAGUAACUACAAUGUUGUUGCUCCAUCCUCGUUUUUCUCAUAUGAUCACAGCCAUUAAACUCUUAACUGUU